AUGAUAAAAUUAAGAAUAUUGACAUGUGACCACCCAGUUCCUCCGGAUCGGUACAACGAUAGGGUGGAGGAGCAUUUACAACUUACCGAUUUUUAUCAUGCAUCUCAGAUUAGGGUAGUCCAAUGUCAGAAAGCACUGGUGAAUGCUCUAAUCGAAUGUUGGUACCUAGACACACAUACGUUUCACUUUUCCAUUGGUGAAUGUGCCGUGACUCUUGAAGAUGUGGCUCUAAUUCUUGGUCUUCCGACGAACGAUCUUCCAGUAACAGGGACGACAAUGAGUAGUUUUGAAUCCUUGGAGGCAGAGUGUUUGCUUCAAUUUGGAGUUGCACCGCGUAAGUCGGACUGUAGAGGUAGCUGCGUAAAACUGACCUGGCUGCAGGAUCUAAAAGAAAAUUUAGAGUUGACUGAUGAAAUCAGUACACAAAGUAUUGGACAGUACAGUUGGGGAUCGGCAUGCCUAGCACACAUUUACAGGGCAUUAUGCAGUGCAUCUCGGUGGCGACUAGUAGACAACCCUUAUACUUUCCGUACAAGUGAGUCCCAUCCACCUGGAUAA
Molecule: messenger RNA, 558 nt
Organism: Arachis duranensis
Lineage: Eukaryota; Viridiplantae; Streptophyta; Magnoliopsida; Fabales; Fabaceae
Product: protein MAIN-LIKE 2-like
Exons: 4
Coding region: 1-558 (185 amino acids)
Biological process (GO): meristem development; meristem maintenance
Source: RefSeq, a predicted model, not a curated record